AAUCGGGGAAGAUUGUAAACAAAAGUUCUGAGUACUUAGUAAACUAGGUACCCAGGUAACUAACUAGAACGCUUAAACCGUUAUCUUCACCGUACCUGGCAGUAGUGAAACCCCAUCGAGAGCUGCCUGGAAGCUACUAAUAUUAAAUAUCCCGCCUUGACCAUGUCUGCCUGAACCCACGCAGACGCCAUCAGUUAUAAAGUCCCGCGCGUUAUUAUUAUUUUGUGCCAUUCCAACUAGAAAAGUCUCCUGGUAUUAAUUUUCCGGGCGUAAUCCCGCCAUAUUUAUUUCAGCAUUGAUCCUGUUCUAAUGCCCAUUGCGACUCCCAUUCGGUCAUUCCAAUGUCGUCCUCCGCCGAGCCACCAGCCCCUCGCAUAUUGCGUCUAUCGAGGACUGAUGACCCGACUGCUUACGUGCUCAUCCACGUCUCCAGGUCGGGCUCAGAGCCACUGGACUUGAAAUUGGUCGCGACAGAAGGAGAGGCGCCGUAUGUCGGCUCAGUGAGACAGUCGCGUGUGAAGAGCCUCCGGGCGAAGAAUUACCAGGGUAGCGAUGACGAAUGGGUUCAGAUUCUGAGCUAUGUUCUCAGACAAUCCCCGCCCUCCGACCACGACGCUACCUGGACCACCGGCUUGGAGGUCACGGCUAGUAUUCGUGGAGAGGGCGACGAAGACAAGGAGCUGGUCAUUUUGAUCAGAAAGAGAAUCGACACCAUUACACAAAGACUAGGCUCUAUAUCCUUGAAACAAGACGAUGAACAAGCCAUCGAAUUGUUCGAAUGGACGGCUAUCACUGCAUCUGCUGCAGACACCCUUGAAACGCAGGUGGCCUCGUUGAGUGCUCGAUACCGCGCUGCAGAAGACACCAUCAGCAAAUUGAAUGCGCAGCUUGAAGAGCUGGUUCGGGCAAAGAGCGAGCAUGAGGAUCAAUUAAUCGCUAAAUGCGUCCAGCUGCUAAAUGAGAAGAAGCUCAAGAUUCGCAACCAACAGCGCCUGCUGGCGUCUUCCAAUGUGGACCCUGGUAAAGCCCAUGAGCUCGAAGCUGCUGUUUCCGACGGAUCCCGAAGAAGGAAAGCCGGUGCGAGUCGAGUUUCUAAAAGAAAAGUAGCAACCCCCGUCGACGCUGAUAGCGACGAAGACGGCUUCGAGAAGAUGGAAGUCGACACACCAAAAGGUCGACGCCCCCCAGCCGCAGCUCCUGAUGAGGAGGAAGAAGAAGAAGAAACAGAUUCCGACAGACCCUCAACGCCUCAACCGCUGGAAGACGAGGAAGAGACCGCAAGUGACGAUGACAUGGAGGACAAUGAGGCAAUUCCACCUCCAGCCGGCAAGGAGGCCAAAGUAGCAGAGGUGAAUGCAGUUGGUGGGAUACAAAGAAAUGCCGGACCACCUGCCCUGCAGAGCCGACAUACCCCUCCACCGCGAAGAGAGCUCCCUUUUAAACGAACCAGAGCGAGGGAUCAACGCCAAAGUCCCCCAGCAGAGAAGCCACCUCCAUCUCGUCCUUCUCCAGAAGAUGAUGAAGAGACAGAUGAUGAUGAGUUGUAGUUAGCUCAAAAGCGAAAGUCACUCCCCUCUAGUCAAAACCGUGGCUCUUUAUAGUAAUGUCAAGCUAUUCAAAACUUC
This is a messenger RNA of Paecilomyces variotii, 1625 nucleotides long. RefSeq lists its product as hypothetical. The record is from RefSeq and is a predicted model, not a curated record. NCBI's taxonomy places the organism in Eukaryota, Fungi, Ascomycota, Eurotiomycetes, Eurotiales, Thermoascaceae. Bases 342 to 1547 code for a protein of 401 amino acids. The transcript has 4 exons.